AUGACGGUGACGCUUACGUAUACGCUGCGACCGAGGGGUAGAGCAAGCCACGUGCAUGAUCAGGCGCAGAAGGCACGCGAUGCCAAGGUUACAGCGCUCGAGGCCCGCAUCGACCAUCUCGAGCGGCUAGCGUCGACACGAUCGCGGCAACACGCAGCGCUAGCGACGGCGCAACUGGCCAAACAUGGACAAGAGGCCGAGAGCUGGGCAACGUACCUUGGGCUUGAUGAUGCCGACGUGGCCGAGAUCGACGACCGAAGCGUGCCGGAUGAGGUGCGGCGGAGUAGUGGGAGCGGGCGCAAGGCUGGUGAGCCGCUGCGGGUACUUAUCUUCUCAUGGGCGACCGAGGACACAUACACCAAGUACGAGACCGAGGUGUACUGGAAGGCAUGCUAUGCGGCCACCCACGGAUAUGAUCUGAUCAUCACCGAUGAGCUCGAUCCCAAGCUUGUGGCCGCUGAGGCCGCCGAUGGCGACGAUGAGUACUCGCAGGAAGGCUGGUACCGUGAGGAGCGGAUGUACGCGUGGCACAAGGCGCUGACGCGACAUCUGGUCUCGGGCGAGUACGACCUGGUGUACAUGAUUGGCGCAGACACGCUCCUUGUCCCGCCGAUGAUGAACUUUGCACUCACACGGUACUACGAGGGCCACCCGCUGACCAUCAUGGAUCAGAAGUUCCAGUUCUGGGGCUACAACCAGAACGCGCUGCUGUUCUCGACACAGGCGGCCGGAUCGUGGCUUGAGGCAUUUCGUGCCGUUUUCUUUGCGCGGCACAAGCAGUUUACACUCCAGUCGGACAACGGCUCGUUCAUGGAGACGAUGCUCGAGUUUCUCGGCGCCGAGGCCGAGCUCAACGGACUCCCGGGCUAUGAUGGCAAGUGCGGCAAGCUUGCAGUGCUGGACAUACCGGCCGGCAAGCUUGCCAAGAUAGACUUUUCGACCUACGAGGCGACGAUGCUCGCUUACAGCGAGUGUUUCUUCCCGGAGCUCGGCCGGCUAGCCGGGCCGUACAACGAGCGCAAGUCGUCGUUCGUCAACUUUGUGGCCCACACCGACGAACGGCCGUGGGCCAACUGCUGGGGUGGCCUCCGGCUCAACCAUCCGGAUGAGUGGCGCUCACGCUGCUUCGGUAUCCAUCUCAACGGCGCUGGCCGCGCCCGGCUUUGA
This is a messenger RNA of Thecamonas trahens ATCC 50062, 1167 nucleotides long. RefSeq lists its product as uncharacterized. Lineage: Eukaryota; Apusomonadida; Apusomonadidae. Bases 1 to 1167 code for a protein of 388 amino acids. The record is from RefSeq and is a predicted model, not a curated record. The transcript has 2 exons.